AUGCGAAGCACGUGCCAUCCGUCCGACCGACCUCCCGACCGUGCUGGAGUGACAGCCUGCAGCUCCACUAUAAACGAUCGACUCGACGCGAGCAAAAAGAUGCACCGCGGAGUUGCUAAACUUAUUCGGUUUUUGUCGAAACAAGACAGGCCACUGCACCAUGUAGGGGACGAGUCCACAGACCAAAACAAUAACAUCACAAUGACAAGUGAAGACCUGCUUCAGCCAGGCCAUGUGGUCAAGGAACGCUGGAAAGUGGUUCGCAAAAUUGGAGGAGGUGGCUUUGGAGAGAUCUAUGAAGGCCUGGACUUGGUUACCAAAGAGCAAGUGGCUCUCAAAGUGGAGUCAGCAAGACAACCAAAGCAAGUUCUCAAGAUGGAAGUCGCAGUUUUGAAGAAACUACAAGGAAAAGAACAUGUUUGUCGUUUUAUUGGAUGUGGACGUAAUGAUAGAUUUAACUAUGUGGUUAUGCAGUUACAAGGAAAAAACUUAGCAGAGCUGAGGCGGGCCCAGCCUCGAGGGGCAUUUUCUCUUUCAACCACUCUGCGCUUAGGACUUCAAAUACUGAAAGCCAUUGAUAGCAUUCAUCAAGUGGGCUUCCUACACCGUGAUAUAAAACCUUCCAACUUUUCAGUCGGUCGACUGCCACAUAACUGUCGAAAAGUGUAUAUGCUGGACUUUGGACUGGCUCGCCAAUACACAACAGCUACAGGAGAGGUGCGUGCUCCUCGAGCAGCUGCGGGCUUCAGAGGUACUGUGCGAUAUGCUUCCAUCAAUGCUCACAAGAACAAGGAAAUGGGAAGACACGAUGAUCUGUGGUCUCUCUUUUAUAUGCUUGUGGAAUUUGUAAACGGACAACUUCCUUGGAGAAAAAUAAAAGAUAAAGAACAGGUAGGGUUAAUGAAGGAAAAGUAUGAUCACAGACUCUUACUCAAACAUUUACCAUCUGAUUUGCGUCAGUUUCUCGACCAUAUACAGUCCUUGGAAUAUGCAGACAAGCCCGAUUAUGCUAUGCUAAUUGGGCUAUUCGAACGGUGUAUGAAGCGCCGUGGAGUUAAAGAAUCGGAUCCCUACGAUUGGGAGAAAGUAGCUGUGCCUGACAAUGCCAUUCCAAGUGUACCAACAACAACACCUGCGAUUCUUACAAGACCAGCUUUAGGGGCAACACGAAUAACAGAUAAUAUGCUUGAAGAUAAUCUUAUCACUAGUCUGGAUAAUAACCAAGAAAACAUUGAACCUGAUAAUAGACGUGAAUUAGAGGCACAGUUGGACUAUGAGGCUGUGUGUCGAAGGCGGCGACAUAAUUUGCAUCAAGAUAUGACAUCUCCUUUGGUAACAGAUACCAAUAGGGAACGUGAUAAACUUGUUAUUGACAAGAACUGCAAUGCUACUCUUGCUGCUACUCAGCCUUCCAAUCAGACAGCUGAUCUCAAUGUCCACCAGGGCUCACCAAAGAAACAAGUUCCUCAGCGCCGUGCUGUAUCAAUGGCUGGUGUUGAUCCAGUUCCUGAGAAGUCAAUCGCCCCUGUGACUGAUAAGGGGAUAGACUACGAAGGGGAUGCUGUAAUGGCCUCUGCACGAAGCAAUUCUGACACUCAGCAGCAGCAGCACAAGAAAUCAGUGACACCAAUCAGUACUCAAAUGUUAAAUCAAAACCAAAAUCCAUCUCGCAAAAGUGGUGCCACUUUCGGUCGCUUGCGUGUGGUGACUGCUCCUGCCACAUGUGUGCAAGAUCUUGGAAAGGCUGUGGAGCAGGACAGGGGGGAUGGUGAUGGUGUGACAGACGAAGAGAAAAUAGCAGCCCAACAUGAUCCAAACAAUCCAUUAACUUUGCAGGCUUCUGAACUCCCUAGCCCGCGUAUUAGGGAAGCCACAACAGAACCGGAUGGCUCAUACUACUCCUACGAAGCGACAAAAGCAGGAAUACUUGGGUCGUCUCCUGUGACAGAUCAACGUGAACCUUUAAAAGAACGCACGAAGGAACAUCGGGUGCGUCGCUUCCAUUCGUCUGGAGGCUCUUCUGGCCGCCCUGGCAUUUGCAAAGGCAAUAACAGAGAUGCAUCAAUCACACAGUUUGCGGUCAUUGAUGAUGAUAAUGUGUCUGCUCUUCAACAAGUCACACGUGGUGGAGGAGGCUUGACUUUGGCUUCUCAGUGGAAGUCACAGUUUGAUGACUCUGAAGAGACUGAUAAUGAAUGGAAAGGUGAAAAUUUGCAGAGCCCAGAACAUCGACAUAACUUAACUUCUCAGCAACAGCCCCUGUUCCCGUGUGUGGAGAGCGUGCAUCCCGGGAGCGUGACAUCGGUUGCAGCUUCAGUGGCUGACAAGCCCAGCCCUGUGGUGGUUAGCUCCCAGACAAGCCAUCCUCAGCCACAGCAGGGCACGCUGGCAUCUGCUUCUGCCUCUGCCUCUGCCUCGUCGGGGCCGGCUGCCACUCGCACAGUGGGGCCUCCAGAACUGUCGAGGAUCAGUGAGGACUCACGGCAGGAAAGGCAGAGCCACCAGCACAGCCCUCAGGUAGAUGAGGCACAUGAUGAAACCUUACCCGGAGCCGAUAACAGUAGCAAUGGCCACCACAAAGCGGCAGCUGCCCCUACUUCCUUACCUCAGCCCCCUCGGUGCUUGAACAUUGCUGGCAUAGAAAACUUUGUUGAGCUGCAGCCUGUGCUGCCCAGAGCGUGGAGUCUGCCUCAACUAUCAGGACACAUAAGACCUGCCCUUGAGCCACCUCUCCUCCAGCAAGCAGCCUUUGAUGAACUUGUUUAUGAAGUAGAUGUAAUGCGGAAUAUUGCAGUUAGAAGAACUCACGAUGAGAAAGGAAGGGAAGACAAGGCGAAAGAAAGACGAUCAAGUUUACCAACAAUGGCUUUGAAUUCCUGCAUAGCAACAUCUAAAGACAAAAUAUCAUCCACAAAAAUUGAACAAAGCGACAAAAUAAAAAUUAGUCUUAAAGAUGAAGGUGUGGGGUCAGAGGCCCAGGCUAGAGCACUGGAGGAAGAAGAAGAUGAGGAAGUAGGGAAUAUGGAACCAGUGGCUGGGCGAUUGGAAAUUCGUGUGCUUGAUCGUGCAGAAGGCUCUGCUGUUGUUGAAACUCAUAACAACAAUAUGACUGUGCCUGUCGUGGCUUCCGUUUCAUCUGUACGAAACACUUUGCCGAGUAACACAGUUCUCAAAUGCAGUUCAGAUAUUCGAUUACUUGAUGGGAAGAAGGAAUCAAGCAGCUCUCAACCGCAAGUCAGUGAAGUGGAAGAGGAGGAAAAAGGUGUUUUAGAAAAUAAUGCGCUUGAAGCAAUGAGUAAAGUGUCUAAAAAGGAAGAGAUGAACAGCUUAACUAAGUUAGAAGCAUUUAAAAAUUCUGUGGUAUCCUGUGCGCCCACCAAUGGGAAUGAUGGUAACAGUCCAGUGAGCCCUGGCAUUGGUCAGGAAGAUCCAUCAGUGUAUUUUGAUGCAACUGAUCAUGCUGCAACAGCAACAGCAGCAGCCACUCCCCCUGCCACAACUGCGGCUGUUGCAUCCACAUCAGCAGCAGAUUCAAUGAAUGGGCCUCAACACACAAAUAGUGCAUCAUGCGUUGGGGAAGAAGCACAAGACAAGGAAGUUUCUCGACGCCACUCCACUUGUUUAUCCCCUGUUCUGGAAGCAGAGGAGAGAAACAAGAAGGCUGUGGGCCUUGGCUCAAAGAGCAAGAUUCCUGUCCCUGUGAAAAGCCCUCGAUGUAGUUUUGUUGAAAUGGAUAACAGCAUAAGAUUGCACAAAAUUGCACUUCUCACGACGUGCUUCACUGUUGCAAGGGUUUCGGAGGAAGACCAGCGAGGCUUGCUGAGUAGUAUGCACUUGCGCCACACUACACCUGAACCAGACAGCAUGCCCUCGUCCCCCUCCACGCAUCAGCUGCCUUUGCGCCGUUGUGCCACUAUGCCCGAUGCACGCGGUUCCAACAACAACAGUUCCACAGAGGACGAGCAGCAGCUGACGGCGUGCACCCCGGCUCUGCGACGGCGCAGGGAGAGGGAGACAAAAUAUGUCACUGAUCAGUCUCAAUUGAAUCUCCGUUUCCACAGGCCAGCCAGAAGAACACGCCCCAUGUCUGAGAUGGUUUCUGGCCCCAUUCGCCAAAGGGUGUCCGUGGGUAGUGUUCCUACUCGUGAGCUGCGGGGCAUCCCCAGCCACUUGCUGGCGUGCCCUUCAGGACGGGCAGAGGAGAGCAGCGAGGCAGAUAGUGACUCCUCCGGCCGGGCGCCCCUGCCGCAUCCCCCGCCCCUGUCUGACUUCAGGCCUCUGGAGAACAAUGCUAGGUGUCGCCGGUUCCAUCCAGUAGUGUCAGAUGGUGCUGUUCGCGAGUCAUGAAGACCAAAUCGAGUAGGCUGCUUUUCUUGCGGGCCUUCAAUGCUGUAUCAUCUCGAAGAUUUAAAUUUAUAGAUAUGCCAUGCUAAAUGUUGUGGCAAGGUUUGUUAAAGCUCAGAGCCAUACCUUGUUAGGGGAGGUGCAAAGCUGGUGAACUGCUUGUAUGAGCAAAUGCUGGUUGAGGCCGUUGUCUGGUCCAGAAAGAAAAUAGAACCAAAGUAGACUGAACCAGUUAUCACAUUUUUCAGAUUAAAUCAAGAUAAGAAAAGCCUUGAUUCUCUCUGCACAGCUUUGAAAAUUGCUUAUACUCCGAUUUUAUUAGACGGAAAUGUGAUUAAAGGUUUUAGGUUCACUUUUGCACUAAAAAUAGUUCUCUGAUAUUGUGCAUUAAAAAUGAAGCCUUUUUCAAGAAAGUUAGAAUGUUUUGUCUAUUUUGGGUCUUCUUUCUUUCAGUACUUAGCUGUAAGAUUAAAUUAUUUUAUGGCUAAGACAGUAUUCUCUCUGAAUUGGAUGCAGCUUGUGGUGCCACUGCAAAACUGUUACUUAUUGAAUCAGUAGAAGUAACAAUCUAUAUUUUGUUAGGUGUUUGGGUAGAAUAUGUAUACUUUGGUCAGAUAACGUAUAUCUUUAAUGGAAAUUUCUGAUUGGCAGGUGAACAAAAGAUAUGCUAAUUUAUGUUGCCUUGCAGGGCUACUGUUAUUGGGUAGUUGUAACCAAACAUGAACAUUUUGCUGGAGUCAUUUACUGUGGGUGAUCUUUAUGGAAGUUGUAGUUCAUCAUUUUUCCUGCACACUACAUUGUUUUAUAAUUGAUUUGUACAGUGCAAAACUGUAUCUCGAGAAAGUGGAAUCUUUAACUUUGAAGAAGAAUUAUAAGUGUGUGUAUUUGAGCACUAUAAUUUAUUUUUUUAGUUUUAAAAUAAAAUAUAUUUUUUAGUCUACAGUAAAAGAGCUGUACUUGAUCUUGUAAUCACUGGUAAGUUAAUUAAUUCUUGUGGUUGUGUCCAUUGCCUAUGCAAAUCCAACAAGGUGACAUUUUUAUGGCUUCAGUACUAAUUCACUCAUUUUGGGAAUCAACUAAGCAGAGAUAGCUUUACAAGCAAAUUCAUCUUUUAUUCACUCAUGCUUAGUAUAUAAACGUUGCUCCAAAGUGAUCCCAUGGUCAAAAGAUCUCUUUUGUGUUGUUGAUUUAAGAACAACAUUAGAUUGUUUAUUGUUGAUAUUGUUAAGUUUAUUUGCUCAUGAGUUUUUGCUAGUCAGAUGAUCACUUGCUGAUCUUAUUGAGCUCAAGAAAAGCCAAUACUUAAGAAUUAUUUUAACUAGUCAUAAAACAUAUUUCACCGUGCAUAGGAAAGAUGAUCCAAUGUUUUUAUACAUGGAUAUAUAUAGAGAGAAAUUGUCUCUUUAUGAGAAAUGGGUGCUUUGUUUAUAUGAAUGUUAGGAUCAUGCACUAAGAAAUAAAAUGUCCAGAAAUGAUGUCCUUUAUAAGAAAGUAUACUCAUAUUUUUCUUCCUUAUGGGUGCUUUAAGAAGGUUGAAAGAAAAUUAUUAUUUAUUGAAAAAUUAUUAUUGGUUUAUGAUGAAUUUUCUCAUCAUAUUUGUUGUAGAUUGAUGUAUUAUAUCUUUGAGAGUUGCAAUUAUAAUUAAUAAGUUCAAGCAAAUUUUUGAUUUGUUGCUGUUCUCCUGAUUUAAUAUAAUUGUCCUUUACAAGAGAAAUGUAUUUUGUAGUUGACUUUUUGUAUAGCUCAAUGCAUAACGGUGCUUUUAUUUUUAUGUGUGGAAGAAACCUUAGUUUACAGAGUGAAGUUUAGUAUGCAUCACUAGAUUCAUUAGUUUUUCAACAUUAUUGUUGUGUGAAUGGAAGUAUAUGACUAUUGUGAAUAAAAAAAUAUUUAUGCAAAAACAGUAAUAUUAAUAUUUUCACUAGUUUCUUUUCUUAAGGUAGCAAAUCUUUUGUUUAACAAUUGAUUCAAAUUAAAGAUAAAAUUUGAAAUUGUUUUUCCAUUCCAAUGUUAAGACUGGGGAAAUAUAUAAUUGACCCAAUUUGAAGUAUAGGCAAAGUGAUGUGACUUACAUUAUGUAACAGAAGAGAAACAUAAAUUGUACUUAUCAUGGGGGGUGGAAUCAGUGAUUUUUUAGGUUCCAGAGAGCUGUGCCCAUGGUGUCUUUAACAUAUUAUCACGUGUGUGUUUGUUUCAAUGACAAUGAAUAGAUAAAUGGAUUACAAGUACAAGAUAUUUGUAAUGAGAAUAGUUAACUCUUUUCUUUCCUCCCCAUUUCAUUUUCAUUGAAACCUUUCUCAAUAAAGUUUCUUGCAUCCACAGUAUUUGUUUUUUUAGGUAACAGCCAUGUAGUGACAUUAUGUUGAAAACUGAACAAAAGUGUUUGAGUGUCCGCAUGUUGAGAGACCUGAUAUGUGGUUAUGACCUGGAAAAAGGGGAGUGGAUGUGUUAAGUUGUUAGUCAGAAAUGUAAUUCAUCAGUAACAUAGUUGUAAGUAUGAAUUCAUAAGACUGAUAUUUUGAAUGUAAUUUGUUUUUUUAAUGACAUUGGAUGUUAACACAUCACAUUGAAAUUACUUCACAUUGUGUGAACUGUGUGAACUUGUAUUAGUAUCUUUUGAUUGUAUGUGGACAUCAUUUUUGGGCAUAAUCUAAGAAUGCAUAUUGUGAGGUCCUUGAAUGCUUGCAUAUAUUGUUUUGUUCUUUUUUUUUUUAUUGUUGUAAUUCUUCUUAAAUAGAAGGUAUUGUAAAUCUACCUUUAUAGUUAGUGGGAGAAUAUGUCCAACGUGUACAGUGAUUUCAUUGUUUAAAGCCAUGCAUUGUAAAUAUUUCUGGAAUACUGUAUAUUUUGUUUGUAUUUUAUUUUUAAGUCUUUAAAUCAAAGCUUGUAACAUUAUUAAUAAUCAUGAUGAUGAUAAUAAUAAUAAAAGGUCCCAAUGAAUUGAGCCAUUGUAAUGCAAAUUAAAUAUUAAACUGUAUUGCCCAACUCUUAAUUAAGAAUCUUUAGGUAGAUACCUUUGGGUAUAAUUACUAGUAAUUUUUUAUUCAUGAAUGAGGUCCAGGACAAUUGUCUUUCCUUGAAUAAGUUUGGUUUCUUAAUUAAAUUUGGGAUGUCUAAAGCCUUUUGGAUUUAUGGGUCUUGUGGAGUAUCACAUUCAGCAAGUUGCUGUUAUUACUAUAAGGAACUAAUAAUCCUUUUACAAAAUAUUAGAUGCUUUUUUUAUGUACUAAUGGAAACCUUUCUCAGUAAACAAAAGUGUUUUCAAAUUACCAACAUGGAUUUAGAAAAUCAAAAUCUAUGGAAACAGCCAUAUUGUAAACGAUUAUUAAAUCUGGUGGAGUUAGAUCCUCUAUUUUAUCGCAUUUUCACCCUUCUCUUCAGCGUCUCUAGAUUUUAUGCCUAAUUUAAGAUAUUCCAAACUUUUACUCACUCAAGACCUCAAUAUUUAGAGAAUUUCAAUGUAUUUUUCUUGUUUCUCAUUUAUAAGAAGUUUAAAACCUAGUCCCUCUUAAUUUUACAAGUAGCAACCAGUUGAUAUACCAUAUAUUUGUUAGCAAAUAUCAUGAAUUUACUGCAUCAUAAAUAAUAUGAAUAUUUUAGAAUGUUUUAUGAACACUAAUUUUUAAAUGUUUAUAAUUUACUGCAUUAGUAUUAUCUAGUAGGUCCUUCUUUUUGUAAUAAUUUUCCUUCAAAAUUAUUAUUUCAAGGUGAACCAAAAGUAGGUAUGGAAGAUACAGC
This is a messenger RNA of Gryllus bimaculatus (two-spotted cricket), 8082 nucleotides long. The record is from the annotation of a GenBank genome assembly. NCBI's taxonomy places the organism in Eukaryota, Metazoa, Arthropoda, Insecta, Orthoptera, Gryllidae.